GCAUGAUGAGCGCGAAACACACGAACAAAGAAUGUUUGACGUUCUCAGGAUUAAAAAACGGCACGCAUGGUAAAUCAUCAGCGUGCAGAGCUGAACCACAGAAACCAAAAAAAAUAUCCUAUCUGUGCUCUGUAAGCAACGGUUUUAACCACCACUCUUCUUUCUUCUUCCUCUCUCUCUCUCUCUGUGCAGAGAAUGGAAAUGGGGGUUCAGAUUAAGAACCCUAACUUCUUCCACACUCUUCCUCCUCGUCGAGUUCUUCCUCCAUCAUCAGCUUUCGCGCCUCCUCCUCCUGUCUCUAAAUGCUCAAUUGGAAAACAUCUCAGAUUUGUCUGCAAAUCAAACAGCCAAGACGAUUAUCUUAUUGAUGCUCCUGUCUCUGCUGGAGAUGGCUUCUCUUUCGGCGGAGGGAAGUAUUCAGAUGAGCCGAGCCCGGCUGACAUAUGGUUCGAGCAAGGGAAAAUGAUUAAAGCUCACCGAGUUGGUGGAUCCGGUGAAAAAGCCAAAGACCCGAUAUUCGGGCUAGCCAUGGGAGCUGGUGCUCAGGCUUCUGAUGAUCUUUUCCGAUGGUUCUGCGUAGAAACCGGGAAUCAAGACAGUUUUCCUGUCAUACUGAUCCAUGGCCUCCCAUCCCAGGCAUUCUCUUACCGGAAAGUUCUUCCAGUACUUUCAAAGAACUACCGUGCCAUUGCUUUUGAUUGGCUAGGAUUUGGGUUUUCGGAUAAGCCUCAGCCUGGCUAUGGAUUUGACUAUACUUUGAGCGAGUAUGUAUCAUCACUGGAGUCAUUCAUUGAUGAGGUAUCCACCGGUAAGGUCUCACUCGUUGUCCAGGGAUACUUCUCACCUGUUGUGGUAAAAUACGUAAGAAACCGUCAAGAGAAGAUCAAGGAUCUGAUACUAGUGAAUCCUCCUCUCACAGCCAAACAUGCCAAUCUUCCAUCUACAUUGUCUGUAUUCAGCAACUUUCUGCUUGGAGAGAUUUUCUCGCAGGACCCCCUGAGAGCUAGUGACAAACCUUUGACGAGCUGUGGUCCUUACAAGAUGAAAGAAGAUGACGCAAUGGUUUACCGCAGACCUUAUCUCAUGUCUGGUUCUUCUGGCUUUGCUCUUAACGCCAUUAGCAGGGCCAUGAAGAGGGAGCUAAAGAGCUAUGUGGAAGAGAUGAAGACAUCACUGAUGGACAAAGAUUGGAAGAUCCCUGUCACCGUUUGCUGGGGACAGCGUGACAGGUGGCUGAGCUAUGAUGGAGUCGAAGAGUUCUGCAAGAGUUCAGGACACAAACUCGUCCAAGUCCCAAUGGCUGGCCAUCACGUACAAGAGGAUUGCGGUGAGGAACUUGGAGGAAUCAUCUCAAGAGUCAUAAGCAAAUCUGCUACUAUUUAAUUUGGCUUGCUCCAAACAGCAUAUAGAGAAAACAAAAGAAAUAUGAAUGUCAUGAAUCAAUAACUUGUAAAACUCUGAGUUUUCUUUCAUUCCAUGUACUUCCAAUCGUACAUAUAACUCAGUGAGAUCUUCUGAA
Tarenaya hassleriana is the source of this 1519-nucleotide messenger RNA. RefSeq names its product haloalkane dehalogenase. Lineage: Eukaryota; Viridiplantae; Streptophyta; Magnoliopsida; Brassicales; Cleomaceae. Bases 196 to 1383 code for a protein of 395 amino acids. The record is from RefSeq and is a predicted model, not a curated record. Gene Ontology annotation, molecular function: epoxide hydrolase activity. The transcript is spliced from 13 exons.